Saxophila tyrrhenica is the source of this 2502-nucleotide messenger RNA. RefSeq lists its product as uncharacterized. The record is from RefSeq and is a predicted model, not a curated record. Lineage: Eukaryota; Fungi; Ascomycota; Dothideomycetes; Mycosphaerellales; Extremaceae. The transcript has 2 exons. Bases 1 to 2502 code for a protein of 833 amino acids.
AUGAGCAUGGCAACGACACCAGCAGCUUGUCCGAGCUGCGUGUUCGGCGCGACGUCGACAAGCGUUCUAUCCUUCAGCUACCAUGCCGUGGAGACCAUAACAGUCAGCGUUAUCCCGCAUGUCACGAUCUACACGAAUGGAACGGAGAAGACCAGCUUCGAAUCGAUCACCGAAACCAACACCGACUACGUGGGAUCAGGGAGCAACACCACCAGACCGAAGACGUUCACAGACAAGAACGAUAUAACUUGGACAGUUGGAGAUGCCACCCUAACUUACCCAACUACAUAUGUCCAGUAUCUUGGGUUCGAGGGAGCUCCAGCGACCACCGAGGAUGGCGAAACCUGUGCCGAGCCAACCGAUGCCUCUGCAGUGGAACUACCCAGCAGUACCGAUAUGGCAUCGUUUAUUUACCCUCUGGAAGCCAAUGCUACCGGCGGGAUGCUGCUGCCAACAGCUCUGCUGGAUUACCUAGCCCAACUACCAGAGGUGUCCUCGCAAUUCUUUGGAGAGCCUUUGACGGGAUGCGCGCCGCUUACAUGGACUCCACUAGCGUCCGCGAGUGCAUCGGCCACGGGCCCUUCGUCGAGCACUACUUUGGCCUACACCUCAAGCGUAUCUGUCCCGCUAGGCACUGGCUCACUGCCGCUGCCUCAAACGACCAUGCCCACCUCGUCUGGUGCACCAUAUCCCUCAUCAGGGGUGUACAGCGUCCCAGAGCAGAGCAGCAGUCGGUCAGGCAACUAUACCUAUAUCACCACCAGAAUCAGGCCUACCAACACCUUGCCAGAUCAGGAGCCCUCGUCGCAAGCUCCAGCUCCCUACGAAAGCGAUACACGGACAACAGUGGCGCCGUCGCCAGCUCCUCCAAAACCUCCACCAGUGAACCCCCACAACCCACUUCCAGGAUCUUACGGUGUGCCCGUGUCUUCGGUAAUCGCCAGCCACCCAUCGCCACCAGCAUAUUCUACGGAGUCUAAGACAACUGCCCCAAUUGCCCAACACACGACAGCUUUCGUCAUCUCUGCCGUUACAGGUCCCACGACGUAUACCACUAUCAGUGGACCGCAGGGCCAGCAUACCAAAGACCAUGGGAAGGGGCCAGAUGGCUAUACCACGACCAAGGGAGGCCACGAGCCUGGCUCAACCCCGAACCCGAGUGGAGGCAAGCCGCAUGAUAAACCACAUGACGAGCCGCAUGACGAACCGCAAGAUGAACCACACGAUGAACCACAUGAUGGACCCCAUGACCAACCCCAAGACGAACCGCACGACAAACCGCAUAAUGGCCCGCAUCACACUGGUGAGGAUGGUACACCGACACAACACCCCCAGGGCCCUCAACACACCGGUGGCAAUGAUGCGCCAACACAAGUGCAUCACACUGAUAGUCCUCAACAUACUGGAGGCUCUGAACAUGUCUCUCCAGCAGACCACGGCGACAAACCUCACCAUACUCCUCAGGUGUACACUCACGGUCAUACCUCUGUCACUGCCGGCCGAGGCGGCGCUGUUGUCAUAGGCUCCAAGACCGUACGCCCGGGACACAAGGUCACCAUCGGCUCUGGCCCAUCUACCACUAUCGUGGCGCUGGAGAGACAUAGUGGGCACACAAGAUUAGUUAUGGGCGGAAGCACUUACCAUCCUGUGCCGCAACACGUGGCUGUCACACCUACACCUGGAGGACAGCAGAAACCGCAUGUGUCUGCUGGUGUGGUCACCACAAAUGGGCAUACUAUUACUGCGAUCCGCUCGGGCAAGUCGAUGAUCAUUGCGGAAGGAUCUUCUACAACGACUGUCCGUCCUGGCGGCAAGGCGACGUUUGAAGGGCAGACUUUCAGUGUUCCGCACAGAGGUGGAUCGAUUGGAGUGAAUGGAGAUGGUGUUCAGCUUACAACCGGCGAUGGUUCGCAAGCUACUAUUUCCGCUGGAGGGCAUAAGUUCACAGCCGUUGACGCAGGCAAGUGGGUCAUCUUCAAAGACGGUUCAUCCAGGAUCAUCGUCAAGCACGGCUCGCAGACCAAAUUUCACGGCCAGACGGUCAGUGUUGCUCCCAGUGGCACUGCAGUUGUGAUCAAUGGCAGGACCACGACUUUGUCAGUUGGCGGGAAGACUACAGCAACUGAGUCACUUGUCGUCACUGCCGGGGGCCACACGAUCACUGCCCUAGACAGGUCUGGCUCUGUCGUUCUCAAGGAGUCUUCCUCCACCGCUACCGUGAAGGAUGGCCGAGAUGCGACCUUCGCCGGGCAAACGAUCAGCGUCAUGCCAAAAGGCAGCGUACUAGUCGUCAAUGGCAAGACAACAUCCUUCGGAGCCUCGAAAACCAGCACGGAUGUUGGAAGCUACAUUACCGGAGGCCUUGGCCAUGGCGCCGGAUCGUCGCCGGGCCCUUCAGCAACGCCUGCGACUGGUGCGGCGUCCUCACUCGGGUCGAGCAGCCUAAUGGGCACACUGGGCGCUGGAUUGCUUGCGUUUAUCGGCAUGGUUGCGAUCUUGUAG